Messenger RNA from Struthio camelus australis, 7420 nucleotides. The record is from RefSeq and is a predicted model, not a curated record. Lineage: Eukaryota; Metazoa; Chordata; Aves; Struthioniformes; Struthionidae.
UUGGAACAAACUGAUUGAAAUCAUAGUAGCACAUAACGGUAGUACGGAGCCACUGUUAUCUCUUUUUUCCCCUCCAGCGUUUGCCUUUUUGCCUGAGAGCAAAAAAGGCUCCGCUUAGCCUGCAUAGCGGCUUCUGCUGUGACCUCUAAUGAUAGCUGUGUCAAGAGAAAGUGAGGGUAAGGGAAAGAGAAUAAUCCUUUUCUCUGUGUUUUGAUUUGGAGGUUUUGAAGUCAAAAGGCACUGAAACCUCUGCCUUGCAGUUGCUGUUUGAGACUGGCUUUAACUUGCAGUGUUUGAAGAGAACCUGUCUAAACCGACUCCUGAGCAAACCUCUAGGAAUAUAUCCACCUCAGAGUGGAUAUAUUUUUACCUUGAAGACUGGAUGGAGAGCUGGUUACUCUGAUUUUCCAAAUACCUUCUUAACAACACGCUGUAAUUCCUUUGGACAGUUUAAUAAAGUGGCCGGCCCUGGACUCGGGAAACGCCAAAAAAAAUUGCUAGUGGACCACUGUUACGGGACGUAGAAAGCCAUCUGCAAGAGUUGCCUGCUUUGGUAGACCUGGUCUGUGUAUAGAACUCAUGUUUAGGGACCAGGGGACAGGGAGAGACAAGUUUUAUCUUUUAAGGCAGUGUAUUUUUUUUUUCUUUAUUAAUUCUCCUUCACAGGUCUUGUAGGUUGGUUAUUUAAAGCAUUUGGUAUUUGCAAGAAUAUGACUACAACUCCAUUUACUGUUGAUGGGAUAUAUUGUAUGUGUCUAAAUUUCCGUUCACUCUGCUUGAAAGCCCAUCCUGGAAUAUCAGUGCAUAAUAUUUAAAAAAAAAAAAAGUAAGUUUUGUCUCAAUGACCUUUGAGACCUAAGAAAGGAUCUCUGUUUUUGUUAAUUCACUUUCUCCUGUGCUGCAUUGAGUGUGAAUCUGCGAAUCUUUUACCUAAGUACUCCCACAGAUUGAGAUGAGGAUUACCAUACGAAAGUGCUACCAAUGUUUAUAGGUUGCAGUAUCAGGCCUUAUAGUGGUGUAAAGCUCUUAAACGUGAGAGAAUUUAGCACUCGGACUGGACAAGUGGAUGCCUUGUUACUUGCUGGCAAAGCCUUGUAGCAUGUAUUGCUUUGGUAAAAAACAGUAUCUGUUACUCUGCUGUGGAAAUAGUGACUGUGCAUGAUGAGAUAAAUCCUAUUUAAAAUAUUGGCCAGCUCAGAACUGCUUUGAGAGAGCCUUGAAGUGAUUUGCCAAAACGUAGAUCAAUUUGUGCCUGGGAUUUCGCUUCUCUUACUGUACCAGUAUACUGGGGCAUUAACAGGAUUAGUAAAAGUCAAUGAGGACCUGAGCUGCCAUCUAGUCAAUUGUGGUGAUGAGUGUCUUUGAAUUCAGUGGAUUUGGGAGGGUAUCUGCUUCUGCAGUGUGGCCAAGCAACUGCAGUUGCCACUGAUCCAGGUGAAGUCACGUUGCUGAGCACUGUGAGGACCAGGCCGUUACAGGUGCUGUUCACGUGGGGGGACAGACGGGAGCUCUUGCCUUGGCUUUGUCCCUGACCCUUAUUCAAAGAAAAGGGGCUUUCCUCAGACUGCUCGAUUAUUUCAUAGCAUGAGUCAAACGUAUGGUGCAAGUAAGAAGGAAACAGACCUGGAAAUGGUAUUUCCAGGGGCGUUUUUGAAGUCUUAAAAGGUCUAGUCUUUCUAGAUGAAGAUCAAUCCGCUUCUCCUUAAAGAUAUUGCCAGAGACAGGGUCACAGAAUGAGGACACUUGCUCUUGUACCAGUUAUGUAAAGCUGCAAGCUACAGGGCGUUACAGAAAACCGCGUCAAAACAGCCCCUUGGAGCUCGUGUCUUCCUUACCGACGUUUCCGCCGUGUCCCACAGUAACGGCCGUAUACGCAAGCCAUCAGCUUGACGCCAGCCUAGCGAUUCACUGCCCCGAGUGAAUGGAUGCCUCAGGAACGCGAGAGAGCGAAGGAUGGACUCGCUGGAUCACAUGCUUACGGACCCGCUGGAGCUGGGACCAUGCGGGGAGGGAAAUGGCACCCGAAUCAUGGAGGACUGCAUGUUGGGUGGGACAAGAGUUAGUCUGCCUGAGGACCUCCUGGAGGAUCCUGAGAUCUUUUUUGAAGUUGUCAGCUUGUCUACGUGGCAGGAGGUGCUGACAGAUGCACAGCAAGACCAUCUAAAAAAAUUCCUGCCGCACUUUCCUGAAAACAACCGAGAGCAUCAGAACAAACUCAUCUCUGCACUGUUCAGUGGCGAGAACUUUCGUUUUGGAAAUCCACUGCACAUAGCCCAGAAACUUUUUCGGGAUGGACACUUUAAUCCUGAAGUUGUGAAAUACAGGCAACUCUGUUUCAAAUCCCAAUAUAAACGCUACCUAAGCUCUCAGCAGCAGUACUUCUACCGACUGCUCAAGCAGAUCCUUGCUUCCCGCAACCACUUGCUGGAUUUAGCUAGGAAGGGAGGUCCUGAUAUGACCCUGAGGAAAAAGCACUUCUCGCCAACGUGUGACACAGAAGAACGGGACAGACGGACCCAUCGUCGCUACUUGAAGAUUCUGAGGGAAGUGAAAGAGGAGUGUGGAGAUACUGCUUUGUCUUCUGAUGAGGAAGAUCUGAGCUCCUGGCUUCCAAAUUCUCCAGCUCGUUGUCCAAGUCCAGCAGUUCCACUGAGGGUGAUCCCGACAUUAUCAACCUUGGACAUGAAAACAGCAGAUAAGAUAGAACUUGGGGAAAGCGACUUGAAGAUGAUGUUGAAGAAGCACCAUGAGAAACGAAAACGUCAACCUGACCACCCAGAUCUAGUGACAGCAGACCUGACUCUUGAUGACAUUAUGACUCGUGUAAAUGCUGGCAGGAAAGGUUCCUUAGCAGCCUUAUUUGACCUUGCAACCCUGAAGAAAAAAGUAAAGGAAAAGGAAGACAAGAAGAAAAAAAAGCUGAAGAUGAUUAAAUCUGAGGUGGAAGAUUUGGCUGACUCCCUAAGCAAUGCAGAUGGUAUCCCACCAAUGUCUCAGGAUCCUUCCCCCCUCCCUCUGUCGUCUGUCAAAGAGGAACCUCUUGAAGAGAUGAAGCCAUGCCUUGGAGUAAAUGAAAUAUCUUCUAGCUUCUUUUUCCUUCUUUUGGAGAUUUUGUUUCUGGAAGGACCUGCUAGUCUCUCUGUGCUUGAGGAUAAAGUUCUAGAUUGGCAGUCUUCUCCUGCCAGCACACUAAAUAACUGGUUCUCCUUUGCCCCCAACUGGUCUGAACUGGUUUUGCCUGCCUUGCAGUACUUGACAGGUGACAGCAGAGAUGUUCCUUCUAGCUUCUCCCCUUUUGUUGAAUUCAAGGAAAAAACUCAGCAGUGGAAAUUGCUUGGUUCUUGCCAAGAUCACGAGAAAGAAUUGGCAGCACUUUUCCAACUCUGGUUGGAGACCAAAGACCAGACUUUUUUCAAGGAAAACGAAGACAGCUCAGAUGCCACAACACCAGUUCCCAGGGUAAGGACUGACUAUGUAGUCCGACCCAGCACUGGAGAGGAGAAACGUGUUUUUCAGGAGCAGGAACGUUACCGCUACAGCCAGCCCCACAAGGCUUUCACCUUCCGUAUGCAUGGCUUUGAGUCAGUUGUUGGUCCUGUGAAGGGGGUGUUUGACAAGGAAACAUCACUAAACAAAGCCCGAGAGCAUUCUCUCCUGCGCUCAGACAGACCAGCCUAUGUCACCAUCUUGUCCCUUGUUCGUGACGCUGCUGCUCGCCUUCCUAACGGAGAAGGAACUCGUGCGGAAAUCUGUGAGCUGCUUAAAGAUUCCCAGUUCCUUGCUCCUGAUGUCACAAGUGCUCAAGUUAAUACUGUUGUUAGUGGUGCUUUGGACCGAUUGCAUUAUGAGAAAGAUCCCUGUGUGAAGUACGAUAUUGGCCGCAAGUUGUGGAUAUACCUGCACCGGGAUAGGAGUGAGGAAGAGUUUGAACGGAUUCACCAGGCUCAAGCUGCUGCAGCAAAGGCUAAGAAAGCCCUUCAGCAGAAGCCAAAACCUCCGGCUAAAAUGAAAUCUAGUAGCAAGGAGAGUUCUGUGAAAGCGCUCCCUAGCAGCACAUCAGAGCCCAGUCAGCUGAGCCUUAGUGACUCGAGCAUGCCGCCGACUCCUGUGACUCCUGUGACACCAACUGCACCAGCGUUACCAGCAACACCUAUUUCACCCCCACCAGUGUCUGUGGUUAGCAAGAGCGUACCUAGUGCUGGAUCAGAGCCAGCAAAACCUAGCCAAAGUGUUCUUCUGGUAUCAUCCCCUACCAUGCCACAGCUUGGGACAUUGCUUUCUACAGCCCAGAGUUCACAGACGCAGCCUGGGCCACAGCCGCCUCCCACCCGGGUGGUAAGUCACACCACGUCGUCAGGACUGUCCCAGGUCCGAGUGGUCGCUGCCCAGUCCAGCCUCCCAGCUGUGUCUCAGCAAGCCCCAGUGGUAACCCAGCAGCAGCAGUCAACGUCAGUGCCUCAGAUCCGCGUUCCAGCUACAGCCACACAAACCAAAGUGCUGCCGCAGGCUGUGAUGACUCUGCCAGUGAAAGCUCAAACCAGCCCAGUGCAGGUGCAAAGACCGGGAAGCUCUGUGACAGGACAGACGGGCAUCACUGUGGCAGGACUGUCUGCAGCACCCAGUCCUGCUGUAAAGCCGGUAACCAGCUCUCCAGGCAGUUCUGCUACAAGCACCUCCUCUACCACUGUCAUCCAGAAUGUAGCUGGCCAGAAUAUCAUCAAGCAGGUGGCUAUUACAGGGCAACUUGGCAUGAAGACCCAGCCGGGAAGUGGUAUCCCACUCACAGCUACCAAUUUUCGGAUCCAAGGAAAGGAUGUGUUGCGCCUGCCCCCAUCCUCAAUCACCACGGAUGCGAAGGGACAGACCGUGCUGCGUAUCACCCCGGACAUGAUGGCCACCCUGGCCAAAUCUCAAGUCACUACUGUCAAACUCACUCAGGACCUUUUCACAGCAGCUGCAGGAAGCAGUGCUAGUGGGAAGGGCAUCUCGGCAACUUUGCACGUGACAUCCAAUCCUGUUCAGACUGCUGAUUCUCCAGCCAAGACUAGCACAGCCACUUCUGCUUCUUCCAGCCCGGCUGGAAGCACAGUGGUUAAAGUGACUCCUGACUUAAAGACUGCAGAGCCAGCGAGCUCCGCUUUCAGACUGAUGCCUGCUCUGGGCAUGACUGUGGCAGACCAGAAGAGCAAAGCCAUUACUACGGUGGCAUCCACUGAGGCCAAACCGGCUGCUACUAUAAGAAUUGUGCAGGGGCUGGGGGUGAUGCCACCCAAAGCUGGGCAGACCAUUACUGUAGCUACUCAUGCUAAGCAAGUGCCCUCUUCCUCAGCAGUGAGCGUGCCUGGCACAGUCCAUACCUCAGCUGUCUCGUUACCGACCGUGAGUGCCACAGUGUCGAAAGCAGUAGCUGUGGCCUCAGGGGCUGCAGGGACUCCCAUAACUAUAGGCACAGGAGCCACUGCUGUGCGGCAGGUACCCGUGAGCACCACAGUAGUAUCCACGUCCCAGGCAGGUAAACUACCAGCACGAAUAACAGUGCCUCUGUCAGUGAUCAGCCAGCCAGUGAAAGGCAAGAGUGUGGUGACUGCCCCCAUCAUCAAGGGCAACCUUGGGGCCAACAUCAGUGGACUGGGUAGAAAUAUCAUCCUGACUACGAUGCCAGCAGGGACAAAACUGAUUGCUGGGAACAAACCAGUGAGUUUUCUGACUGCACAGCAACUGCAGCAGCUGCAGCAACAAGGCCAGGCCACGCAGGUGCGCAUUCAAACAGUACCAGCCUCCCAUCUCCAGCAGGGAACAGUGUCUGGCACUACCAAAGCAGUUUCCACUGUGGUCGUGACAACUGCUCCAUCUCCAAAACAGACCCAAGAUCAGCUGUGAACACUGGUUUGAAAGUGGAUCAUUUUUCAGGAACUUGCCUGAUUCCAUUGUCAUCCUCCAUCCAGCCACCCGAGACUACCUAACUGCAAGUCAUAGUUAGGGAUUGGACUGAAAUCCGCCACGUGCCAAAAGCAACACGCAUUGCUUGUCUGGAGUCAGCAUUGUGAUGUCUAGGUAGAAAUUCCACAGCAAAAGAUGCUGUGCUUACAAAACAAAAUGUUUCAGUCCAGAUGUGCAAAGCCAAGUUCUUUGGCAUUGAUCGUGUAAGAAAUGUCUUCCUUCUUUGUUCUCUUCCCAUCUGAAUGGCUUUUUCCAAAUGGCCGUCUCUCGUUUCUGUGCAUUUUGGGUUGUAGACAAAGCAGUUAAUCUUGGGUCUUCCUUAACCAGUGAAACUUGCUUGGAAGGAUUAAUUCAGUGGCUUUUCAAAGUCAUGAUGAAGAUACGUUCUUUUGCUGGAGACUAGCUGUCAAGACUUUUAUAUAGGUGACUUAGGACAGCGGCUUGGACACCAGAGUUUGUUUGUAACAUAGCCUGGAAGUAGAUCCCUAACACAUUCAGUUUACUAUUUAUAGACUUUUUUAAUACCUCUCCCCUGUCUCUGAGCUCAAACUUCAUGAUGAGCAGAUCCCACUUCCAUGUCAAAUUUCUGUCAGAGUCUUUGUUAUGCUUAAAGGCAGGAAGAGUCCCUCGUCAAGACAGUUCUUGUUGUAAAAAGGCUAGUAAACGUGGGAAAGGGUGAGAACUGGAGGAGAUGUGGAAAGUCAUUGUGUGAACAACUGUGUCAGCAAAUGGAAUAUACUGAAAAGGAAAAAGAAAGUGGUCACCGGAAACUUCCUCGUUUAGUUUUCUUCAGCCACCUUUUUAUCAGUCAAAAAAGAGCGUAGCUUGUUUUAAAAAAUUGGAAUAUGAUUUCAAAUAUACCCAAACUGUAGUCUCUCCGACUUGGACAGAAGAAAUAUUUUAACCCGUGAGCCUGGCCUUUAGUUUGAUUUUUUUAUCUUUGCAAUUUUAUCUUUCUAUAUACGUUGUUUGAAUUUUGCACGUAACCAGAGACCAAUUUGUUGCUGUUCUGACGUGACCUGGAAGCAUUCUUUGAAAGAGAUCAGAAGAAAUGUUGGACUAGGAAAAGAAUAAAAGUGCAGAAAGCCUUACAAACCUAUCUGCCAUCUCUUUUCGGUUUUGUACAGCUUGUUGUUUUGUGUACAAUGAUUGUCUAGCCUGUCAAGGGCUAAUAGAUUGUCCAUCUUCCUUUGUAAGAUGGUCCUUUUUAACAUAUUUUACCUUGUGUUCUUUUUUAAAAUAUGUGCUUUGCUCUGAGUUACCCAAUACUGAAUAUAAUCUAUUUAAAGAACCACAUCUUAUAGUUCAGUGCUUUUCUGGGUGAAGCUGAACUUCACGGCAGAAGCCUCAGUUGGCGCUAUGCGUGUCGCUGUUGAGAACCAUUGCGCCUGAGCAGAGCAGGCAGCUUUACUGGGCUUCAGGCUGCGUGUCUCAGUCCUCCUGUACAACAGCUAACCUAGGUCAGGGGUGGGUUGGAGGA